AUGGAGGUGGUGGAGGUUGAGACUUCAGUGGUGGUUCCCGCGGAGCCAACUAAGCGCGGCCGCCUCUUUCUGUCCAACAUCGAUCUCACACUGGUUGCCUACCAUGAAUCUGUGGCAUUUUUCCUGCCAAAACCAGUGCCGGAUCCAUUCCCUGAAGUAGAGAAGACCUUGAAAACAGCACUGACCCGGCUGUUGGUUCACUAUGACUUCAUGGCUGGUAGGCUUGCGCCGACCCCGGCUGGUGUGCUCGAGAUAGACUGCAAUGAUGCUGGAGUGGUAGUUGCAACUGCAACAGCUUCAUGCUCACUUGAAUGGCUUGGUGAGCUCAUGAUGCCCAAGCCAGAGUACAAGGAGUUGGUCAAGCACUUGGUUGGGCACUUAAACAAGAAAAAUAUGGAAGACAAGCCCCUGUUGUUGCUCCAACUAACUAGGUUUCAAUGUGGAGGCCAUGCAUUGGCUUGUCUUUGCAACCACUGCACCCUGGAUGGCAUCGGGAUCCGCACCUUUUGCGCCAACUUGGCAGCAUGUACACUUGGCAAAGAUCUAUUGGUGCCGCCUAAUCCGGACCGCACAAUCUUCAAGGCAAGGGUCCCACCUAAGAUAUCCUACCCUCACCAUGAGUACUCAAAACUGAGCCCCCAAGAACUCUCCCCCUUCUCCAUCCCUGGAGAAUGCCAUGCAGACUUGUUCAUGCAUGAUGGUGCCAUACUGACUCCUUCUAGUGUCUUCAUCCCGCAAUCUAAGAUCGACGCCAUGAAAUCACAGGUCCUUGCAGCCGGGAAGCUCAAGAAGGUCACUGACUUUCAUGUUGUGGCUGCAAAAGUAUGGAAGGAGAGGAGUCUGGCCAUUGGAAUGCCUGAUGAUUGCACAUCAACUAUGCUGUUUCCGGUCGACGUCCGGCGGCAUAUGUCGCCAAAGCUCGGGCCUGGAUUCGCCGGGAAUGCGUUGGUGCCGGGGUUUGCAUGUGCAACUGUGCUUGAGUUGAAGAGCCAAGGGCUGUCAUUCUGUGUGGAGAAGGUGCAAGAAGGGCUGGAGAGACUGGAUGAGGAGUAUAUAAGGUCAGGGAUAGACUGGCUGGAGGUGAACCGGGGCGCGCCGCGCGUCGUUGACAGCUUCUCUGUGGUGGCAUGGACUAAGAUAGGAUUUGGGGAGGAAGAUUUCUGGUGGGGAAAGGCUGAAUGCUUGGUUCCUGUUGAGCUGAAGCCAGGGCUGGUCAUGCUGCUGCCUGGUGAUGAGGGCAGUUUGGGAAUUAAUGUUUGCCUAGCAUUGCCUAAUGAACAAAUGAAGGCAUUCUGCCAACUGAUGGUGUUGGAGUAG
Nymphaea colorata (pocket water lily) is the source of this 1317-nucleotide messenger RNA. RefSeq names its product acyltransferase GLAUCE-like. Lineage: Eukaryota; Viridiplantae; Streptophyta; Magnoliopsida; Nymphaeales; Nymphaeaceae. The record is from RefSeq and is a predicted model, not a curated record. Bases 1 to 1317 code for a protein of 438 amino acids. Gene Ontology annotation, molecular function: acyltransferase activity, transferring groups other than amino-acyl groups. The transcript is spliced from 2 exons.